UUAUUCCCUGGAUCUUGCGACUUCCAGCGCCGUCACGAUAUUCCCCUCUGAUCCCUCUAUUCUUUCCUGGAUCAACCUACAACUAACCAACCGCGCUCACACAGUGAGACUACCGCAGCUAUGCGACAAGCUCAUCCACCACCGCGCAACCCAAACAACAGCUAUCGCAGCUCGAGUUUCCGGCCAGCGUCAUCUGUCUACUCACAGCCUUCUCCUGUCAGCAACAACUUCUCCUCUGCGGGAUCCGGGGCCAACUAUCACCACGGCGCGGCGCCCGAUGAUAUUUCACCACCAAGCUCCCCAGAACCGAGUUAUACAACGAGCGGAGGUUACGGUGUUCCUCGGGGCCGCUCUCGGGACGUCUCCCCGAUUGACGAAGACCUAUCAGCCAUGACCAUAUCCCACGGCACCUCCAGAAAUGCGAGAAACAACAUGGAGGCCCAACAAUCUGACGGGGCCGCACAAUCACGGUCUAAUAUUCCCAGUCUGCGUCGAGCGCGACGGAAGCAAUCCGAUGCCGCGCUGCGAGAGGCUACACAGCGGCAGGGCCAGCAGAAGGGAGAUGUCCGUUGGGAUACCAUGACCGGCGAGCCAACAAACAGCGCAACGGGAAAAUCAUCACAGGUCAAGCCUGCCGAAUUUGCACGGGGACUCGGCAUAAGUGCGUCAUCUGCACCUACGCAGAAAAGCCCACCCUCGGCAAUCACUUCGUUUGGCGACAAGGUUAGGCGGAUGGCACAGUCAGGGAGAGCUGACAAGAAGCCCGACACGGUUGAACACGGCAUAGACCCUGCCGCGGGCGCCUUCACAUCCUCGCGCCCGGGAUGGCGGGGUGCGAGCGGCCGGACAGCGCUAGUUGAGCCCGUACGCGACAAUCCGGAAGUUACCCCAUUGAAGAUACCGCGGAAGAGCAGCAAGCGCGUCACUUCUCCACCAUUGGCGGCAGGCCCCGGGAAGCCGGGUCUAUUUUCGGGCACCCCUGUAAGCGGGCAUGCAGCCCCUGUCGGUCCAUCGGGGGCUGAAACGGCCGCCCAUUCUGUGCCUCCCCGGGAGACUGUAAGGAGAGUAGUGCCCUCGUCCCAGAUGUCUUUCCCGCCCAACUCGCAACCACAAUCGUCUGCACCCAGUGAAAGUGCAAUCAGCUCGACAAGCAUCGCUGCCCAAGAGGCAACACGAGGUAGACAACAAGGAAUCCGCAGGAAACCCCCUCCUGCCCACGGAAACCACCACCACUCCCACCAGGAGUCAGGUUCGUCCGUCUACACUCAGGAUCCCCAUGCGCCAAUACCUCCUCCGCAUGCUGCGAACCCAACGAGUACGGGGCCAGUAGAUCCGUGGACACAACCCGCGUCUCGAUUCAGCGUCACCACUUACGCCACGAGCGCAGCCGCCACGCCACGCGAGUCCCUUGACGUCUUCGAUCACGACCGACCGCCGAUGCCGACACCGCCGCAGCAGUAUCACUCCAGCCCCCAACCAAAGCAGGACUCCGUCAUGGAUCGUCGACGACCCAAGCUCACCGAGAGUGACGAUGACAAAGUUUAUCCCUCUUCCGGGGCCCCCGUAUUCGUCUCUAUCAAGGACUCGUUCAUGACCUCCCCGUUCUCGAGCUCCUCGACGGCAGCCCGCGAGCGCAAGGCAGCCGCCACCGGCACCAGCACCGGCAGCAGCCGCCCCGAACCGGCGGCCGUGUCCUGGGCGCGAACGGCCGGCGAGCGGCCCGUGUCGACAGCGUCGAGCAUCAACAAGAUGCUCCCGCCGGCGCCGCCCGAGGCGACGGCGGAGGAGUCGCGCGACCGGGUGGGGAUGCUCAACGCGCAGCUGCAGAGCCUGGGCAACCGGCGCAUCAACCUGCUGCGGUCGGUCAAGCAGAUGACGGAGCUCAUGCCGCAGGACAACGUGCUGGACAGCGCCGAGGUCGUGCACAAGCGCGGGCUCGAGCGGCGCAAGGUCGAGGCCCUCCGGCUCGAGCUCGCCGACGUCCAGCGCGAGGAGUACGAGCUCGGGCUGAAGCUCCACCGCGCGUACAAGCGCAUGGACAGGGAUGAGCAGUACGAGAACUCGGCGCUCUGGGUCCGGAGGGUUACUAGCUAACCUUUUCUUCGCACGUUGUUGCCGCUGUUGUUAUGUUCCGGGAGGAUAGGGAGGUGGGUCACGAUUUCGCAUGCAUGCGGGGAGCACGUGUUAUGACGCCUUUUUUUUCUUUUUUUCUUUUUCUUUUUUCUGAGCGACGGAGUUUGACGGUUUUCGAGAUGAUACUGUUUGUAUGUAGGCGAGACGUGUUGUACGAUGGGCUUAACUGUUGUACGAAUACAGAUCCAAAUUCUUGACUCGGGGGAUAAGUUAGCCUCCCGAGAACAAAUCAUAGAUUAUGAAUGUCUCUUCGCAACUACUUUAAAGACAGAAAACAUCAAACCUCCAAUGCUGACGUUGCCAAUCCAUCUAUGG
Messenger RNA from Phialemonium atrogriseum, 2448 nucleotides. RefSeq lists its product as uncharacterized. The transcript has 2 exons. Bases 121 to 2094 code for a protein of 657 amino acids. Lineage: Eukaryota; Fungi; Ascomycota; Sordariomycetes; Cephalothecales; Cephalothecaceae. The record is from RefSeq and is a predicted model, not a curated record.